UUUGUGAUUAGUAUUGUCAAAUCCUUUUGAUAAUAAAUUUAUUAUUUACUACUGUAUACAUCCAACACUGCGAUUUUAAAUAAAUUUUUAAUAUAUUAACAUACAAUUGUCAUGAAAUCGUUAUCUAAGAGAUGAGUGUCUUUGGAGAUUUUCAACGUGUGUGGGUGCAACGUUUUCCAGAUAGUACUCUGCCUGCCGCUUGGGAAGAAGAUGUUAGAGCUAAUUUGGCUAAACAUAAACAGAAGGUGGCUAUACUCAGAGAGGAACUUGAAAAAGAAGAAUUCUAUGUAGAGUACUUAGAGACAUUAUUGUCUGAUGUUGAAAAACAUAAGGCAACAUCUCAAAACAAUAAAACGGCGCCGCCCUCAGGUGACACUAGUGACGAUAAGACUUCUGAUAGCAAGCAGGGUUCUAAUACAAAUUCAUUGUCUAAGAAAAGUGAUACAAGUGAAAAAAGUGAUGAUUCAGAAGAGGCCUUAGAAGUAGAUGAUGAAAAGGUUCUUUUAAGAAGUAGACCAUUAAAUCUUAUUGAAAGAAGUUCUGUCAAUCAGUGUAUAAAUGAACUGUCAUCAAACCUCGCAGCAGAGGCAGCUAGGAGACGCUGCAAUAGUGAGGUGCUGAGAAGAACUGAUAAUGAACCAAAUAUAAAAGAAGGUGAUGAGUCAUCUAAUUCUACACAUGUUAAAUGUCGUCCAGUGUCACAAGCCGGUGAUUUUGUAACAGUUAUUGAAGUGAAUGGUCUGAAAGCUGCAGAGAAAGCCGCAAAAAAACAAGAUGAGUCACCACAGUCCUCGGAGAGCAGUUCUGGAGAUGCUGUGGCAGCUGUUAAAAAGAAAGUCCCACCCAAGCCACCUCCAAAAGUAUUCAGCAGAAGGGGAGCAUCCUUACCCGAAAGUGGUUUAUCUGAAGACAGUCCACCAUCAUCACUAGGAAGACGGCUGCGUAGCUCUGAAUCAAGAGAAUCUAUUGCCAGUCGAGGUUCUACACCUUCAAUAAGUGAAAGGGUAAAAAGCUAUGAGUCAAUUAACUCAUUGUCUUCAGAGCGUAAGAUAUCAGGUGGGGCAGCUACUCCUCGAUCAAUUGACGAAGAAGUUACAUCUACAACACCAGAUUUUCCAGCAGUCAGUGAUGAUAAAUCAGCUCCUAUUUCCUUAGAGAGUAUACCAGGAUUGGUCCGUAGUGGGGAUGAUGAGCCAUACUAUGACCAAGUGCCUGUAGAUAUUAAUGAUGGGGAAUAUGUUUACAUACAAGCCGGUGGUGCGGGCUCUAGUACAGAGGAGAGUUCUAGCGGUACUAGUACGUUGGCGAUGUCAAGUGCCCCCUCGGCGCCCAGUGCCCCCUCGGCGCCAACUGCUCCCUUAGCACCUGACUCACCACUGUGCGCCACCGCGCCCAACUAUGUCAACAUACAUUAUUUCAUACAGCACGGAGGCGAGGGGCCUGAGACUAGUGAAACAAGUUCAGAGCUGGCAGACUCGAGCGACACGCCGCUGUUCCUGAGGACUAUUUCAUCCGACACUGACGCCAGCGCAACGCCCCCCGUCUUGAGGAAACUCCAGCAUCAGGAUUCUAGUAAUAAUGCCGAAGCCGAACGUCUCACCAUGCAUCGCUGUAUCGUCACAAGUAUCAUUGAAAGUGAGACGGUCUAUGUGGAGUGUCUUUACGUCAUGGAAAAGUACAUGAACGCGAUCAAAGCGACGCUAUCCACGUCUCAACCUGUGAUAACGGAGGAGGAAUUCGGAACUAUUUUCUAUAAGAUAUCCGAGCUGCACGAGCUUCACAAGAACUUUCUGGAAGGGCUUAAAUCUGCGGUCGCCAGUUGGGAGGAACCUUUGUGCGUUGGAGUUUAUUUUAAGAAAAUGGCAGAGAACAUAAACAUAUAUGGGGCAUUCCUCCACAACUACGGGCGCGCGACGGACGCGGUGCGGCGCCGCUGCUCGUCGUCGCAGCGCUUCGCGGAUCUCACCAAGCAGAUCGCAUGUCGCGGACAGCCCGUGUCGCUCGAUGACUUACUGCAUAAACCCGUCGCGAGGGUACAAAAGAACGCGCUUGUUCUGCACGACCUUAUAAAAUAUACGCCAGCGAGUCACCCCGAUCACGCGAUGUUGACCGAAGCUCUGAACAUGACGCAGCAUUUCCUGGACGAAUUCAACAUUAUUCAAACCAAAUCUAUGUUUCCGAAUUCCGACCGCGCUCAACGGCGCCUCGUCAAGAAUUCCUUUAUCGUGGAGCUAUCAGACGGACACCGGAAGCUGCGUCAUUUGUUCUUGUUCAAUGAUGUCAUUGCCUGCGCUAAGUACAAGGCGUCAGGUCGCGAUAAGUUCACGUUCGAGCUGAAGUGGUUCAUAGCACUGCCGGACAUAGUGGUGGUGGAGGAGGACGGCAGCGCGGUGGAGCGCGAGGCCUCGCCCGCCAACAUCGUGGCGCUCAAGUCGCAGGCGUGCACCGUGCGGGACCAGAUCCUGGCCGAGGAGCGCGCGCUCACCGACGACAAGAAAAUAAGACUGGGCAACCGAGGCACUGCGGAGAAACAGCGCAAAAAGCUAGCUGAACUUGAGAGUCAGCUGAUGCUGGCCAGCCCCAACCUGGUGUUCCGUAUCGCGGCCCGUGCGCCCGCCUCCACGGCGCUACAACGACAGCACGUGUUCUUCCUCAGCUCUGAGUACGAGCGCACGCAGUGGAUCGACUCCAUACACGCGCUUCAGGCGUCUUCCGCUCCGCCUGCAGGGUCGAGCGCGGUGUCCAUGUUGGAGCUGCAGGGUUGGGUCACGGCCUGCCGCUCCUACCUGCAGACCGACAUGGGCUCGUACCUGCUCCGCGGCGGCUGCGACGACUCGCUGCUGCUCGGUGACCUGCAGCUGCACGUCGGCGGCAUCACCACACCGUUUGACACAGCUGCAGACUAUUACAUAGUGGUCGAGGUGGAUUCGUACGGCCACUAUUUCCGAAAAGCAAAGUCGAAGUUAGUGUGUCGGAGUGCGCAGCCGAGAUGGAACGAGAGCUUUACGAUAGAUCUGGAGGGGUCACAGAACUUGCGACUGCUGUUGUACGAGGACGCGGCGCGACCGGUACUGCGAGGGAAGUGUACACUCAAGCUCUCUCGCGAGUGGGUGCGCGAGGGCGCGGCCGGGGGCGUGUCCCGCUCCGUGUCGCUGGCGGGCGGGUCUCUGCCGCUGCGGCUCAAGCUGCUGCCGCCCGAGCGGUCGGCCCGCCACGUGCCCAACGCCAAGGCCGGCGCGCUCUUCGGCGCCAAGAUACAGAGUGUAGCCAAACGCGAGAAACGCAACAUACCAUUCAUAAUAAGUGCGUGCGUGCGCGAAGUGGAGCGGCGCGGGAUCCACGAGGUGGGCAUCUACCGCGUGUCAGGCAGCGCCUCGGACCUCAACAGGCUCAAGAAGAGCUUCGAAACCAACGCUUAUGAGGCGGAACAGCUGCUCAAAGAGGUGGACAUCCAUAGCGUGACCGGGGUACUGAAGCUAUACCUGCGAGAACUGCCCGAGGCACUGUUCACUGACGCUCUCUACCCGGAACUACUGAAAGCCUGGGGAUCCACACAGGGUGCCGGUGCGUCAAUUGAUUCAGGGCCGGCGCACACGAGACGACACGCCCUUCUUAAAUGCUACGCGCAGCUUCCAGAUCUCAAUAAAAACUGCAUCGACUUUCUACUCAAUCAUUUUGUUAAGGUAAACCAACACGAUGCAGAUAACAAAAUGUCCCUGCACAACUUAGCGACCGUGUUUGGACCAACACUAUUGAGGCCAGCGAGUGCUGCGGCCGGCGCCAAGAUCAGGACAGAUCUUCUAGCUGCAGGCACUGUGGACGCCAUGGCACAAGCUGGCAUUCUUUAUUGUUUAUUGCAGCAAAGACAACUCGCAGCGCAGCUGUCUUCGCACCAUAGAGCACCGGCGCUCUUAGAUUAGACUGUCUAUGGAAAAUGUUAGACUGCAUGCUUUAAACCCUUGCUGAAGCUAAACCUGUUCAUUAUUGCAUUUCGUAUGUACGUUUUUCAAAAAGACACUUCAUGUGUAUAAAAUGACUGAAUAAUAUACGAAACAAUCGUAGAAUUAUGAUUAGACCUCAAUAUGUCACAAUCAUAACUGUAUAAAACAUAUUUUACUAAUCUUAUAUAAGCAAUGGGAGCUUGAACAGUGAGUAAAACAAGCAAGUGUACAGUCAAGUACAUCAAUAUUGAAUUGUCACUUCUGCAAGAUCAACCACACCGCUCAAGUACCCAAAAGCAUAUUACCCAAACGUGCAAUUUAAUGAAGCCAUUAUAUUUCUUCUAAUUCUUUCAAUGACCAGGAAUCUGGCUUGAAUAUCGAGCAAUUUUACAAUUCCGGAAUUUGGUUUUGCUAGUUAAUGAUAAUAAACAAAAUAGCUAUCCAACAUUUUAAUUACAGAAAGCAGUUAAUCUAUUGUCUUGGACAUUACUUUUGUAAAGAAUCUCAAGAAAGUAGUCAAAAUCAGAACGCUCAAUCUGUCGUCUUUUUACAGCUUCUUUCUAUAAGCCUCAAAAAUGCACUGCACCUCAUACCGCGAUGAAACAUGUCAAUUCCGGAAUUAGGUAUUUAUAACUAAAUAUUGUAAUGGUUCGGAAUUUCAAGCCGAACGACGAAAAUCUAUUUAAAA
Messenger RNA from Leptidea sinapis, 4629 nucleotides. RefSeq names its product active breakpoint cluster region-related protein (gene RhoGAP1A). Gene Ontology annotation, molecular function: GTPase activator activity; protein serine/threonine kinase activity; guanyl-nucleotide exchange factor activity. Gene Ontology annotation, biological process: intracellular signal transduction; protein phosphorylation; positive regulation of GTPase activity. The record is from RefSeq and is a predicted model, not a curated record. The transcript has 21 exons. Gene Ontology annotation, cellular component: membrane. NCBI's taxonomy places the organism in Eukaryota, Metazoa, Arthropoda, Insecta, Lepidoptera, Pieridae. Bases 132 to 3920 code for a protein of 1262 amino acids.